Daldinia childiae is the source of this 447-nucleotide messenger RNA. RefSeq lists its product as uncharacterized. The record is from RefSeq and is a predicted model, not a curated record. The transcript is spliced from 2 exons. The coding region runs from base 1 to 447 and encodes 148 amino acids. NCBI's taxonomy places the organism in Eukaryota, Fungi, Ascomycota, Sordariomycetes, Xylariales, Hypoxylaceae.
AUGGAUCCGGAUCUCGAUUCCGGCCUCUUCGGUAUCCAACUCUCCGAUUCCGAGGACGGAAGCAAUGACUCAGAACCCGCUGAAGGAACUCGGCCGCCGAAGAAAGGAGAAUCAAGCACGCCUGUAGACCGGACAGCCCAGUCGGAGGAGGAGUUUCAGGCUGUGCGGAGGGAAUACCGAGUUAAAGUCGAAAACGGAGAAAUAUGGAAAACCAUCCAACUACCCCUAGGACCAGGCCGGAUCCCCAAGCCCGAGGCUCAAGCCCUACUACACGCAGUUGAGAGCUACUACUUCUUCCGGCGGUACUCCGAGGGCGCAAAAUUUGCGCGAACUAUUCUAGGUAGGAAUGGGAGUGAAGGUAUUGACGAAGAGGGACCAUCUGGACUUGACGAGGACACUAAGAAGCUAUUGCGAUAUUACGAAAAGAAAUGUAAUGAGAAAGUGUAA